UCUCUUGAUUUAUCUUCUGCAUUACUCAAUUGUGGUGUCAUCUUUGCACUAACAGCUCUUUCCCUUCCUGAUUUUCUCUUUUUGCUCUCCAUCGUCUCUUCCUCUCCCCUUCCGAUAUGUGCGUUCUUCUAGGUCGGGGCUCGCGUUUCCGGUGGAAGCUCCAGUCGCGAGGAGUCUACACUUGGUGGAGGUGGCUCCUUCUCCGGACUUACGGCGAGGGCUGGGCGAGGUGGGGCGGAUCUGAGUCGGAUUUUAGGGUUUAUGGAGCGGCUCCUUUUUUCCUUUAUGGAGCGGCUCCUUUUUUCCUUUUUGGAACGCUCAUGAUCUCUGUUGUCGUGGGCAGAUAGCGAGGGUUCGUGUCAAGGCUGGUUCGGUGGUGCUCUGCUGCUCCGAAUCUGUGGCUUUGUGCUUGUGUCGGUUAUAGUGGUAGCUAUUUAGGGUCUCUUCGGGUCGGAGAGAUUCCGGUACUUGCGCACCGUAAUCAGGAGUGCUCCGGGUUCUUGUAACUUUGGAGGCGAGGGUUGAAGUUGGAUGUGACCGUGGUGGAAGUGUCUUGUGUUGUUUCUCGUGUGUUUGCCUCUGGUGUUGUCUCGAGUUGUCGUCUAUGGCUACAAGGGCUUUCCUAGUUGCCCCAAAACUCCUUCAAGCUCUCUUUCCCGGCUUCUCGUUCAGUUUAUUCCGUGUGUAGGCGACGGCCUACUUUCAAGAUAUAGUCUCGCUCUUCAUUGUGGUAUCACUCUCCGUUGGCUCUCGGGAUUGUUUGUUUCGUGGUUAAGAAAUUGUUCUUUGGUACUUAAAGAAUGUGGAUGCGGAGACGGCUCUCGGGAGUCAUUAGUCGUUUCAGAGUCAACAUCUAGUCCUAGCUCACAUCCCGGCUCCGUGGUCUUGGUCUUGUCCCAAUCUGCGGUGGUGUUGCGGACUUUCUUGCGUGGGUACUAAGGCUGCUGUUCGGGAGGUGGCGAUGGUUUCAACCCGAUUUUAUGCAGGUUCGCUGGAUGGCAGAAGCGAGUGCUUGCUCGUUUAGGGAUGUGGUUCAAACGUCAUGUGGCGUUACUUCCUUCCGGCUUUGGUGGCAUUGCAUAGCCUUGGUAAGUUUUUGAAACCUCCCCUUCGGUCAUCUUGAGCUUCAUAGAUAGAGAAAGUUACAUGUUUGUGGAGAUCAUCGGGAACUAGCUACUCCAGAGACGUCAAAGGAAAUCCCGGCAUCCGAGGCAACGAGGAGAAUCUCACUUUCGUGAAAAUCGCGUUGAUGGUUGAGAACAGCUACAGAUAUCGAAGGAUUUCGAAAAACAAACUAGUGGAAUAUGCCGGAUUUAUUGGGUGAGCGAAGCUAGUCUUGUAAUAGUUUGAUUUCGACAUUUUGUUCCAAACAAGCUUAUAACCAUAUCUGAUUUCCGAUUCAUCGGCAGAUUAUAUAUAUUUUAUUUAAAAAAAAAAAAUUUUUUAAGUGAACACUAUUCAUAAAUCUAUUUUUUCUCACAAAAUGAUGAAAACGGUUUUUUUCUCAUUUUUGAUGUUUUAGAGAUGGUUUUAGUUAUUUUUGAAACAUUAAGAAAAUCACAUUACACUAAGGGAAGAAUAUGCUUUUCGAUAAAGGAUAUUCUUAUAUCAAAUUUCUAUUCGAAAAGCCAGUUGUUGGUCGGUUGACUCAGUUAAUGUAGGGCCACCGCCCGAAUAAAAUUUUAUUUUAUAUAGUCAAAUAAAUUUUUUUUAAAUGAAACCAUUGGACAGUGUCGCAGUCAAAAAAACAAACAAUCGCAGUUAUUUUAAAUAUAGCGUUAAAAAAAAAAGUAUAUCAUUCACAUUACUUUAGUUUUGUGUGUGUUUGAGCGUUGUAUUCACAUUAAUCUCUUCGAGUUUAUAACAUAAAGUAUUCAAACAAUAUAGGAAAAUUAGUUUACAGACGGAAAAUUAAUAUUCUUUGCCUAGUAUGCAACUCAAGCACGUAAUAGGCACGAUCAUUAUUUACUGGCUACUUGCAUACAAAUGGAGAAUAUUGAGAGUUGUGGCUAAUGUCAAACUUCCAAAUAUGCUCUAAAUCAGAAUAUUGUAUUAAUCAGUGUGCAUCACAUAUAUAUACAAGUAGAUAAUCCAACCGGGUUAAACAAAAAAAAGAAGAUAAUCCAACCGGAUCCAGUGGGAUUUUAAUAGUUUUUUUAAAAACCAAUUCUUAUAAAUUCCGUUUAUAAAUCAGAUUGUACCUGCAAUUCCCAAAGCUUUGACCAAAACACCGUCCGUGUUCGACAAUACAGAGUCAGAGCAAGGCGGUAGCAACGACGGAUAUUGAAUUUCCCGCCACGGCUAAAGAUGGGCGAUUUACUCGAUUGGAUUAUCUCCUUCUUAUUCCUCGUUACCCUUCUCAUCAUCGUGAUCUACCAGCUGACAUGUUUGGCGGAUCUAGAGGCUGAUCACAUAAACCCUUACGAUUCAUCUACCAAAAUAAACCGGGUGAUUCUACCGGAAUUCUGUUUGCAAGGACUUCUAUGUGUGUAUUAUGUCUUAACCGGACAUUGGUUCAUGGCGAUUUUGUCUCUUCCCCACCUUUUCUACAACAUUAGACUAUACAUGAAAAAGGAACAUUUGGCAGACGUUACAGAGAUGCACAAUACAAAUAAAGGGGAGCAAAAGAAACGACUUUACAAGAUUGGUCAUAUCGCUCUCUGCACUUUUAUCACAUCUUAUUGGUUGAUCCACUCGGCAUUGGGAGACAUCUAAGGCUUGAGAAAUCAAGUCACUGUACUUGACCAACUUUUAUUUCUUACGUUUUAAUCACCGAUUCUUGAUGGAUUUUGUUGACCACGACAAAUCUGUAUGUAGUUCUUGAUUUUUAUGUUUUAUGUUUUUUUUGUUGUUUUAUUAUCUUUUUGGCUUUCUUUUUAGUUCAUUACACACCUCGUAAAGACGUUGAUCAAUUGCUUAAACUUUUGAAACUAACGUUGAAACA
Molecule: messenger RNA, 2944 nt
Organism: Brassica rapa (field mustard)
Lineage: Eukaryota; Viridiplantae; Streptophyta; Magnoliopsida; Brassicales; Brassicaceae
Product: protein cornichon homolog 5
Biological process (GO): vesicle-mediated transport
Source: RefSeq, a predicted model, not a curated record